Acanthisitta chloris (rifleman) is the source of this 387-nucleotide messenger RNA. Its product is annotated as pituitary tumor-transforming gene 1 protein-interacting protein-like. The record is from RefSeq and is a predicted model, not a curated record. Gene Ontology annotation, cellular component: cytoplasm; nucleus. Gene Ontology annotation, biological process: protein import into nucleus. NCBI's taxonomy places the organism in Eukaryota, Metazoa, Chordata, Aves, Passeriformes, Acanthisittidae. The annotation marks the transcript as partial. The transcript is spliced from 5 exons.
CAUGUGCAACAUUUUCCCAGAAGUCCUGUGAGGAAUGUCUAAAAAAUGUUUCGUGCCUUUGGUGUUACACCAACAACACUUGCAUUGAUUAUCCUGUCAGAAGCAUUCUUCCACCAUCUUCGUUGUGUUCCCUCUCAAAUGCUCGAUGGGGAGUUUGCUGGAUAAACUUUGAGGCUUUAAUUAUUGCCAUAGCUGUAGUAGCUGGACUGAUCCUGGUGUCCGUAGCAGUCUGUUGCUGUUACUGCUGUUACUGCAGAAAGCGUUCCAGGAGUAGACCAGAUGAAGAAGAGGAGCAGCUAGCUAGGAAGAGAGAGGAGCGCAGACUACAGUCUCUUCAGAGGAAGCAUGAAAGAAAACUGAAGCAUGAUGAAAUACGUAAGAAGUAUG